AAUAUUUUAUUUAUGAAGACAAAACUACUCAUCUUUGACUCUAUCUCUCUCUCUUUCUCUCAUAUACAAACGCCCACCACAUAAACUCUCAUAAAGCAAAGUUCAGAGAUAUUCAUAGAACGUCCAUAGACUAAAAUCCAUCUCAAACUUUCCUUUUCCAACUUUGUUUAACCAGUUUCAAGUUUAAGCUCUGAUUUUUUUUUGGCCUCUCUAGGAGAUACCAUUUCUUCCUCCUUCCUGUUCAGUUUUUUCAUCAUGGACACUGCUCAAUGGCCACAGGAGAUUUUGAUGAAACCGAUAGAAGAGGUAGUCACAAAUACAUGCCCAAAGCCAGCUCCUUUAGAUAGGAAGGCAAGACCUCAAAAAGAAGCACAGCCAUUGAAUUGUCCAAGGUGCAAUUCUACUAACACAAAGUUUUGUUACUACAACAACUACAGCCUCACACAGCCGAGGUAUUUCUGCAAGACUUGCAGAAGGUACUGGACUGAAGGUGGGUCUCUGAGAAAUAUUCCUGUUGGUGGUGGUUCAAGGAAGAACAAGAGAUCAUCAUCUUCUUCUUCAUCAAAGAAGCUUCCUGAUCUUGUUACACCACCAAGAUUGUCACAGUCUUCUACUCAAAACCCUAAGAUCAUUGAAGGACAAGAUCUCAACUUAGCUUUCAGUGGUUUUAGAAGUAUCUCUGAGUUGGUUCAAGUUCCAACAGACAGCAACAACAACAACAAGAACCAAAUUCCUUCUUCUUCUUCAUCAACUACUACACCUCACCUUUCAGCUCUGGAGCUUCUCACUGGAAUCUCUUCAAGAGGGUUGAAUUCUUUCAUGCCUAUGCAGGUUCCCGCAGAUCCAAAUGCUGUUUACACACCAGGCUUCGCUAUGCAAGAAUUUAAACCAACCCUAAAUUUCUCUUUAGAUGGGCUUGGAGUAAAUGGGUUUGACAGUCUACCUGGAGUUCAACAGACCAGCACUGGAAGGCUUUUGUUUCCAUUUGAAGAUUUGAAACAAGUCUCAAGCACAACUGAUAUUGAACAGAAUAGGGAGCAUGGAGAUUCUUCAGGGUAUUGGACUGGAAUGUUAGGAGGAGGAUCAUGGUAAAAUAAAAAAUAUGAUGAAAAAUAAUUUGGGUCUUUUUAUUUUUAUUUUUAUUUUUCUUUUGGUUUAUAUAUUUAACUUAUAUUAAUUUGUUAAAGUGGGUGACUUGUAUGGAUUUCUACAUUACUACUAACAUAAAGGGUAAAUGGGUUUCUUUCUCUUUUUACACA
This is a messenger RNA of Mangifera indica (mango), 1259 nucleotides long. Its product is annotated as dof zinc finger protein DOF4.6-like. NCBI's taxonomy places the organism in Eukaryota, Viridiplantae, Streptophyta, Magnoliopsida, Sapindales, Anacardiaceae. The record is from RefSeq and is a predicted model, not a curated record. Gene Ontology annotation, molecular function: DNA-binding transcription factor activity; DNA binding. Gene Ontology annotation, biological process: regulation of DNA-templated transcription.